UGCCACAUCACAAACAGCGUACGGUUCCAUUGACAUUCUAACGUCCACACUGAAGCAAAAGAAGAACACCCUCUCCGAAGAGAAUUGUGUACGCGAGACUAGAGGGAUGGAUGCUCGAGAGGAGGGGGAUGCUCGAGAGGAGGGGGGUGCUCCAAGAAGGAUGCUGUGUGGUAGGGUAGCGUACGACGUCAGCCUUGUGCACACAACAGGGUUAUGUUGUAUUCUAAACUGGGUAGGUGACCACAGAACAAUUUUCAUAGACCGGAUUUAACACAUUUUGAUUUUUUUUAACACGGUGACAACCUUAUUAACAAAUAAAUACAGUUGAGGUCGACUGGAAAAACGCCAACCUUCUCUACCAAAGGUCUCAAUUUGGAGGAAGAUAUUCUAUCUGUAGCUGAUAAAGGAGCUGUCCGUGGCGCUGAAUUCCAGAUCCACAGAGAUCCCCAGUGCACACCCAUGCCCUUGUGCCACUCCUGAUAUCUCUCGUUCCUAGCAGCAUCCAACCUCACCGCCAGAGCCAAGAUGGACGACGGCUACGGACAAGACGGACGUCAGGACUUCAUCCGCGGUGCAGACAUCGCCAAGGUGGUGAAGAAGCAGGCGGGCAAGAAGAUGGGCCGCGGUGUGGACAAAAUGGCCGACGAGUACACCAAGCGCUCAUACAAGCGCUUCGAGGAAGAGGACGAGGAUGACGACUACCCCGUGCAGCAGAGCCAAGAUGGCGACGGCUACUACCGCAAUGACAGCCGGGCCAACGACGACGAGGGCGGCCACAGCGACUCCACGGAAGGUCACGACGAAGACGAUGAGAUCUACGAGGGAGAGUACCAGGGGAUCCCCCGGGCGGAGUCCGGCAACGGGUCCGGGGACGGGAUGGCCCCCCAAGCUCAGAUCAGGGACCUGGCCCAGUUCGAGGCAGAGAGGAGGAAGGAUCAGGAGGAGCUGGCCCAGCAGUACGAGACCAUCCUGCAGGAGUGUGGCCAUGGGAAGUUCCAGUGGACGCUGUACUUUGUGCUGGGGCUGGCCCUCAUGGCAGACGGUGUGGAGAUCUUCGUGGUGGGCUUUGUGCUGCCCAGCGCAGAGAAGGACAUGUGUCUGUCAGAGGAAAGCAAGGGCAUGUUGGGUCUUAUUGUGUACCUGGGGAUGAUGGUGGGGGCCUUCCUGUGGGGCGGCCUGGCCGACCGGAUUGGACGGCGACAGACCCUCCUCAUCUCCCUCUCCAUCAACAGUGUGUUUGCCUUCUUCUCCUCCUUCGUUCAAGGAUACAGCUCCUUUCUUUUAUGCCGUCUGCUCUCCGGUGUGGGUAUCGGUGGCUCCAUCCCCAUCGUGUUCUCCUACUAUUCUGAGUUCCUGGCCCAGGAGAAGAGAGGAGAGCACCUCAGCUGGCUCUGCAUGUUCUGGAUGAUCGGUGGCAUCUACGCCUCUGCCAUGGCCUGGGCCAUCAUUCCCCACUAUGGCUGGAGUUUCCAGAUGGGCUCUGCGUACCAGUUCCACAGCUGGCGUGUCUUUGUGUUAGUGUGUGCCUUUCCCUCUGUGGCAGCCAUCUCUGCCCUCACCACAAUGCCCGAGAGCCCACGCUUCUUCCUGGAGAAUGGGAAACACGAUGAGGCUUGGAUGAUUCUGAAGCAGGUCCAUGACACCAACAUGAGGGCGAAGGGCUACCCAGAGAGGGUCUUCUCUGUGACCACCAUCAAGACAGUUAAGCAGAUGGAUGAGCUGGUGGACAUGGGAGAGGGCACCGCCUGGCACCAGAAAUGGAGGAUGAAGCUGGCUGACCUGUUCAACCAGGUGUGGAGCAACUUCCUGGCCAUAUUCUCUCCUGAGUACCGCCGCACCACUCUCAUGAUGAUGGCUGUGUGGUUCUCUAUGUCGUUCAGUUACUAUGGGCUGACGGUGUGGUUCCCUGACAUGAUCAAGUAUCUCCAGAAGCAGGAGUACUCCUCGCGCACCAAGGUCUUCAUCAAGGAGAAGGUGGAGCACGUCACCUUCAACUUCACCCUGGAGAACCAGGUGCACCGCAACGGAGAGUACUUCAACAACAAGUUUAUGAAUCUGAAGAUGAAGUCUAUGGUGUUCGAGGAUUCUCUGUUUGAGGAGUGCUACUUUGAAGACAUCACCUCCAGCAAUACCUUCUUCAAGAACUGCACCUUCAUCGCCACCCUCUUCUACAACACAGAUCUGUUCAAGUACAGGCUGAUCAACAGCAAACUGGUCAACAGCACCUUCCUGCACAACAAGGAGGGCUGCAUGCUUAGCGACUUCAGCGACGAGAACAGUGCCUACAUGAUAUACUUUGUCAGCUUCCUGGGCACCCUGGCCGUGUUGCCCGGCAACAUCGUGUCGGCGCUGCUCAUGGACAAGAUCGGACGGCUGAGGAUGCUGGCGGGCUCAAGUGUUAUCUCUUGUGUCAGCUGUUUCUUCCUGUCGUUCGGCAACAGCGAGUCGGCCAUGAUCGCUUUGCUCUGUUUGUUUGGGGGCAUCAGCAUCGCCUCCUGGAAUGCCCUGGACGUGCUGACGGUGGAGCUCUACCCCUCUGACAAGAGAUGCACAGCGUUUGGCUUUCUAAACGCCCUCUGUAAGCUGGCAGCCGUGUUGGGCAUCAGCAUCUUCACCUCUUUCGUGGGCAUUACCAAGGCUGUGCCCAUCCUGUUCGCCUCCGGGGCGCUUGCAGCGGGCAGCUUCCUGGCGUUCAAGCUGCCGGAGACGCGGGGCCAAGUGCUGCAAUAGUGUGGCCACACCCCUAGGGGGCGACAUGGGGGGUCAGAAUGAGUAAGCCACACUGUGAACAACAAGUAGCCCAAGAAACCCCUAAACUCUGCCCUGUACGCCCCAUUGAAGUCACAGCCUAUUCACAGGAAUUAGUUCAAUGCAGAUGCUGCACAGAUCUACUAAGCUGUAAAUAUUGUGGAUUGCCUGAUAUUGGAUGUACUGUUUAGAUAGACACAUCUCUAUACUACUAAGAUCUGUGGAACUGUGCUGCCGAUGCUUGACAUUGAUCCCUAUGAAUAGGCUGUGAGUUGGUAGAGAAAGGGAAGUGCAACCAAACUCUGCCCCUAGACCAACAGAAGCUGUUCCAACUUGAAUCCUUGUUCAGUGCAAUCUUAAUCACUGAGUGUAUAUGUUUAUGAGGGUUGAGGAGGUAGUUUAGAUGCAGGUCCCCAAAAUGAAGACAGAUUACUGGGGUUAUGGGGUAGGGACAUGGGGUCUAGUUUAUGAGCCAUGCCAAUAGCCCGUAAUAGAAAUGACCACUAGCCAUCCAAUCCAUAUUCACACCAAUUCCUCUGAUAAGCUCAGCUCACUUCCCAUCUACAUGUGUCUACGGUAGAACGUCAGUCAGAAAUUAUACGUUAUGCCUUGAUUUGAACCAUUUUUGACUUAAUGGGUAAACCAAAACAUUCAGUUAAACCAAGGCCUCCUCAUUUUCAUACCUUCCAAGGUCUUGUUUAUUUUAUGUACAAAAUAACUGCCAUUUUAUAGGUUUUAGAACAUUCCAGGUGUACUUUUCAUUAUGGUUUGAAUGAGACUGUUGACAAAAGUGAUCUGUUGAGAUUUUUCCCUUUAAAACAUUCUUUCUAGCCGUUCUAUCUCAAUCAAUCAUAAACGGCUGCUCAAAUCAAUCCUUCAAAUCUCCAUUUCUGACAAUGUUGAAAUUUGUUCAGUCCACAUUGUUCGCCAUGUACAUUUUAGAACAGCACUUUUGUUCAAACAUUCCACAUUUAAAGCACAAAUGUUUGCUAAUGCAAAUAGGACUGUUGUCACAAUUUGUUACAAUAGUUAUUAUUAUUGUCCCGUUUUAAACAAACGUUGAAAAGCCCACAGUUCAAGCGUCAUUCUUGCUUCAUGUAUCCUGUAGUAACAAAUGCCUUCUUUGUUCCAUCUGUCAUCGGUUUUAUGUUUUGCUCUUAGAAAAUGUGUUUUUGGAAAGUAGGUAUGCAUAAGUGAAUUCGUGGACAAUUUGCCAGAAAGAUAGAACACAAUACGAAAAUGGCAUUGAAGUGUAUCAUGUUACUGUAGAUCAAUAAGUCAGAUGUUAGAUGCUGAAUCCAUGUCCUUUUCACGAGAGAAAUCACACUGCCUAUGAUAUCAUUUGCCUGUUCUAACAUUGACCUUGGAUUUCAGGAACAUUCUCGCAACCCUUAAACACAUCAAACCACUUUCAUGUGCACAACUGAAACAUACGUUUUCAUUUUUUGUGAUAUUGUGAAACAGGAACUAGAUGUUCAAAGUGGAGCGAAAAUCCUCAAAAUAAUGAAGUUGAAAAUAAGACACAAAGAUAUGGAAAGGAUGUAGUAAACUUCCGUGAAACAUUGCAACAAUGUGACAUAUUUUCAGUAGAUUCCAUUUGAUAUUUAUUUUGAGUUUGAAAGAUAUUAAGAUAUAUUUAAUAUUUAUUUAUUUAAGAUAUAUUUACUUUUGGGUGCAAUGUGUUUCAAAAGAAACUAUAGUGGUAAUGACAUAUAUGCACUGUCAUUAAAUACUAUCAUGUACAUCAUA
This is a messenger RNA of Oncorhynchus nerka (sockeye salmon), 4497 nucleotides long. Its product is annotated as synaptic vesicle glycoprotein 2A-like. The record is from RefSeq and is a predicted model, not a curated record. Gene Ontology annotation, molecular function: transmembrane transporter activity. NCBI's taxonomy places the organism in Eukaryota, Metazoa, Chordata, Actinopteri, Salmoniformes, Salmonidae. Gene Ontology annotation, cellular component: synaptic vesicle membrane; neuron projection. Gene Ontology annotation, biological process: transmembrane transport; chemical synaptic transmission.